Scatophagus argus is the source of this 4062-nucleotide messenger RNA. RefSeq names its product WD repeat domain 44 (gene wdr44). The transcript has 20 exons. Bases 450 to 3164 code for a protein of 904 amino acids. Lineage: Eukaryota; Metazoa; Chordata; Actinopteri; Scatophagidae. The record is from RefSeq and is a predicted model, not a curated record. Gene Ontology annotation, molecular function: protein binding.
CCCUUUGACUCACCUAUUUUUUUUUUUGUUGUUGUUUGUGACGCGGUCCAAUGGCUCCGUCAGCUUGACAGUUGACCAAGUCUAUGUUUGUCGUUGAAACGCGCUUUUUGGUGUCUGUGCUCAUGGAAUAUACUGUGCCGUGAACGAGACAGAUAGAAAAGAGGGUGGAAAACUAGUUAGCAUCAGUCGCUGGUCAUUCGCAGGACCAGAUUACAUUUGUUAGCCUAGCAUUUGCCUAGCAUACUGUAACGUUAUGACGUGACGUCGGACAGGAAAGUGGUUGUUUGACGACGCCUGGGCCCAGUCUUUUAUAUUGUAAGAUAAAUCUGGAGAAGGCAGUAUACAGGGAGGCCAGCGCAUGUGUGUAGCGCUUCCAUUGGCAGGUUAGGCUUUUAGACACCUGCCUGGCGACUAACUUUGACGAGCUAGCGAGCUAAAUUAAUGUUAGCAUGGCGUCAGAUACAAGUGACACCGAGGAAUUCUAUGAUGCUCCUGAGGACGUUAAUUUUACUCCAUCUCCAAAAGUGUCACCUGCAAAGUUUGUCAUUCCUUCGCCUCAGCUUUCACAGAGAUCAGUAAAUGCUGCACAAGAUGUGAGUGGCAGAGUGGCUGCAUCUGAAAGUCAGCAAGAUGAUUCCUUACUGAUCAUCGAUAGCAUCAUUGAGGAGAGUCAAAAGGGAAGUGUUGGUGAGGUGGUUCAGCUGUUAGAUCAACUACAUGUUGAUGUACGAGCAGAGCCAGAGCCACAGGAAGAUAAUAAUGCUCAGGAAGUUCCUGCUGAGGUUGCAGCACCAGCUCUCAAACCUCAACUUGCUGAGAGGCCAGAGGAACAACAGGAAAGUGUGUUGACAAACGGAGCAUGCUCUAUACCUGCACCUGAACCCACAGAUCGCCCGGGACCAUCAGUUGGGUCACAAGAAGGUGUUCAGCCCCCAGACAUCACCAGCACUGUUGGCCAGAGUCAGCCUGUUGGGGUUGUUGCAGUUGCAGGGGGGGAACAGGAGCAGAGGCGGGCAGAUAUCUUCGACCAGGUCCCAUUCACAGACAGUCAGGUGGACUCAGACUCCUCUGGGCCUGUGAAACCCCCACGGCAAUUCACGGUGGAACCAGACAUUGUAGCCAGCACCAAAAAGCCUCCUCCCUCACGCCCACCCCCUCCCAGUGGAGGUCCUCCACCGAGACCGCCUCCCCCAUCUUGGCAGAGCCUACCAUCUAAGAAGUCCCAAGAGUGUCUGAGGCUGAGUGGACUGGAAGUAAGCGGUGAUACUCUGGAGCCCUCUGGCCUGGUGUCCCCUAGCAGCACAGUGAGGAGUUUAACCAAAGAGUUGCAGCAUUCCCUGGAUCUGGCCAGCGCCACCAGUGGGGACAAGGUGGUAACAGCACAGGAAAAUGAGGAGGAACAGGCCUCAUCUCAGAGUGGAGUACAAACUCCAGGCCCUCAGCGUCCACGUUCUAACUCAGGGAGAGAGCUAACUGAUGAAGAAAUCCUGGCCAGUGUGAUGAUCAAGAAUCUGGAUACUGGUGAAGAGAUCCCUCUAAUCCAGGCAGAGGAGAAACUUCCUGCAGGGAUCAACCCCCUCACUCUGCACAUCAUGAGGAGGACCAAGGAAUACAUUACUAAUGAUGCUGCACAGUCAGAUGAUGAUGACAAGACUCCUGCUCCACUGGCAGACACAGAUGGAGGAAAACUGAAACAGAAAACAACCCAGUUUAAGAAAUUCCUGGGCAAGUCUGUGAAGAAAGCCAAGCAUCUUGCUGAGGAAUAUGGAGAGAAGGCGGUCAACAAAGUGAAAAGUGUGCGUGAUGAAGUGUUCCAUACAGAUCAGGAUGAUCCGUCAUCGAGUGACGAUGAGGGCAUGCCUUACACCAGGCCUGCCAAGUUCAAGGCAGCACACAGCUUCAAGGGUCCCUUUGACUUUGAUCAGAUUAAGGUUGUGCAGGACCUGAGUGGAGAGCACAUGGGAGCUGUUUGGACAAUGAAGUUCUCUCACUGUGGGAGGCUGCUGGCAACUGCAGGCCAAGAUAAUGUGGUCCGCAUUUGGGUCCUGAAGACUGCCUUUGACUACUUCAAUAACAUGAGAUUAAAGUACAACACUGAAGGUCGAGUUUCACCUUCUCCUUCUCAGGAAAGUUUAUGCUCCUCUAAAUCGGAUGAUCCUGGCGCAAGUUGUACUGCAGAGGACCCAGAGACAGAAGACAGGAAUGCCCCUUUCCGUCAAGUCCCUUUCUGCAAGUAUAAAGGUCACACAGCUGACCUUUUGGACUUGUCCUGGUCAAAGAACUUUUUCCUCCUCUCCUCCUCCAUGGAUAAAACAGUCAGAUUGUGGCACAUAUCCAGGAGAGAGUGUCUCUGCUGUUUUCAGCACAUUGACUUCGUCACAGCCAUUGCCUUCCAUCCCAGAGAUGACAGAUACUUUUUAAGUGGCUCUCUGGAUGGAAAGCUACGGCUCUGGAACAUUCCAGAUAAGAAGGUGGCGCUGUGGAAUGAGGUGGAUGGACAGACACGCCUCAUCACCGCAGCUAACUUCUGCCAAAAUGGGAAGUAUGCCGUUAUUGGCACCUACGAUGGCCGAUGCAUCUUCUAUGACACGGAGCGCCUGAAGUACCACACUCAAAUUCAUGUGAGGUCCACCAGAGGCAGAAACAAAGUAGGACGCAAAAUAACUGGUAUUGAACCUCUACCUGGAGAGAAUAAGAUUUUGGUGACCUCAAACGAUUCCCGCAUUCGUCUUUACGACCUGAGGGACUUGUCUUUGUCCAUGAAAUACAAAGGUUAUGUUAACAGCAGCAGCCAGAUCAAGGCGAGCUUCAGUCAUGACUACUCCUUCAUAGUCAGUGGCUCAGAGGAUAAGUACGUGUACAUCUGGAGCACUUAUCACGACCUGAGCAAGUUCACAUCUGUACGACGGGACCGCAAUGACUUCUGGGAAGGGAUUAAAGCACACAAUGCAGUGGUCACCUCAGCGAUUUUUGCACCCCACCCCGGCCUUAUUGUUCCACAAGAAGCUGGAGCAGAGAAACCAGAAGCAGAGUGCAAGAGCCUGGACUCCACAGACUCUGAAACGAUACCCUCAGGAGCCCUGAAGACAGAUCACACAGAGGUUCUACUCUCUGCUGACUUCACCGGAGCCAUCAAGGUUUUCAUCAAUGUAAAAAAGUACUGAGCACUUGAGAGGUUGUCAGCUCCUCACAUUCAGGCCUGUCUGUCAGAGAUCAGUCGAAAAGAUAAAUGACAGCCUGUCAGGGGGCAUCUUGCGUCAGCCAACUACCUAAUGGCUAUUGCUCUGAGACAAGGCCGUCUGUAGCUUUUUCGGGAGAACAGGGACCCUAAAAUGGAAGAUGAGGGAAUAGGUGGAAGAACUGUACAAAACAGACAAGGUGUGAUUUUCUGUCACAUUUCUAUUUUUUAUCUUUAAUACCAAGCAACUGUGAAUGGUUUGGCAUUAAGAAAAAAAGAGCCAGGAUGCCAAGUGUGCGUGGUUUGAGCAGGAACUAAAUCUGUUCACAUAUCUGUGUAAAUUUAUGGCUGUAGGGUCAAGGCUGAGUACAGCUACAAGGCUCUUUGUAACAGUACGGGCACCUUACUAGUUUGUUUUGCUCCCACAUUUCAGAAAAAUUUUAUUUCUUAAGAAGUGCAAGACACUGUCCUAAUGUCAGUCACAGUUUAAUGUGUCAUGUGUAAAGAGGUGUAAUCAUUUGUCUUGAAAGCAAGGUGGUGUGAAAUGUUAUUUACAAAUUAUUUUUGUCCACAAAAUCUAGAUUGCUUUUUAAAGUUCAAUCUGAAGCUUUUCUCUAAGAUAUCAAACAUUUCAGCAGAUGACAGGAAAUCUGUAUAUGGUUAUUAACAAUUAGGGCUGGGUAUUUUCUUUUCUUUUUUUUUUUUUUUUUUAGAAAUAAUACUGGCUCUUAAGUACUUUUGAUAAAUUGUUUUGUUCAAUGAAAGUAUGUUAUAUAAAACAGUAUUGUAAAUUUAGUGUUUAACAUUGCAUACUUACAGCUUUUGUAAACAGAACCAAAUGAUGCUAUAUUAAUUUCCUCAAUAAAAAUCCCCAGAAACUUGAA